This is a messenger RNA of Coturnix japonica (Japanese quail), 8576 nucleotides long. RefSeq names its product von Willebrand factor A domain containing 5B1 (gene VWA5B1). The record is from RefSeq and is a predicted model, not a curated record. NCBI's taxonomy places the organism in Eukaryota, Metazoa, Chordata, Aves, Galliformes, Phasianidae.
UACAUUGCCCUCCAUACACUGCCCUAUGGUGUGGUGUAGCCCUAUUCAGUGUGUCUGUGUUGUCGGGGUCACGCUCUGCCCCAUUGCACGGUAUGGGGUGAGCCUCGCACUCAGCGGGCUCAGGAGAACGGGGCGAGGUGGGCUCACACAGCUUUGGGAUGGUUGGUUUCGUGCUGCUGCUGCAGGGAGGGCUCCCCCUCAUUGAUGUGUCCCUGUGCGAGCUGGGGCUGAGGGCACAGCUGUGGCGUUUGCAAUUUCCAGCCCGAAAUGGAGACGCAGAGGGCGAGAAUGGGGCCGUGGAACACGGAGGAGUCGCCUGCCCCAUCCCCGCCGUCUAUCGGGACAGCAGCACUUGUGGGGCAGCCCCAUAGCUUCGCUCCCUCGCUGCGGGCACCCUCCAGCAGGGCAGGGCGCUGCCGUGGCACCCCAUAGACCCCCGUUAUCCCUGCGGGCUCCGCACCGUGCCCCCAGGGGCCGGAGGGGCCGCGGGAGGCGGAGGCGAAGGCAGCGGUGCGGGAGCAUCAUCGUCAUGGUUACCUCCGCACGGCUCCGCUGUGCCAUGGGCUCCCGGACCUGCGUCCGUCCGCCUGGGUCACCCCGCUCCCAGCCCUGCGCGCUGUCUCUCUCCCUCCUCCCCAUCUCUCUCCCUCCUCGUCUCCAUCUCCCCGUGCAGAGCAGCGCUGUCUGCCCGAUUCCUUUCAUCCCCCCGCGAGCCGAGCAGCAGGAGAAGGGGAGAAGUUGCUCGCCCUACCCCGUUCCACCUUCCUCCUCCUCAAGGGCUCUGAAGGAACAAGGAGGCUUCUCUUGUGGGUUCUUCCUUCCUAAGCACUGCGUGGUGGUGGAGAUGCCAGGGCUGAUCAACCAGAGCUCCCAUUGCCCACUGCUGCUCACCGCCUCCGAGGUGACGUCCUGUGUCAGUGGCUAUGCCCUGGGCAUGACGGCAUCGCUCACCUACCGCAACCUGCAGGCACAGCCCUGCAAAGGGCUCUUCAUCUUCCCCCUAGAUGAAGGCACCACCGUCGUGGGGUUUGAGGCGGUGAUCUGCCAGCGUGCUGUGACCGUGCAGAUAAAGGACAAAGCCAAGAUUGAUGACUUGUAUUUGGACAGCAUCAGCCUCCCUGAUGGAGGAGCUCCCGACGGGGGUGAAAGGAUUGCGAUGGAUGAGGACUUGGAGAGGAUCGCUUUUGUGGCCAACCUGGGCACGAUUCCUCCCCUGGAAAGCGUUUCCAUCUUCAUCAGCACCUCCUCUGAGCUGCAGACACUGCCUAGUGGGGCUGUGCGGGUCCUGCUGCCAGCUGUAUGCGUCCCCAGGGUUCCCCAGCCCAGCCUGGAGAAUGCCAGCAGCCUUUCCAGCCACCUGCUGCGAACGGACAAGCAGUGCUGCACAUCGGGGAGCCCAGAGCUUAGGAGCAGUUUCUGUCUGUCCCAGCUGCUGCAGAGUGAGGCCACCAACCCCUCUGAGUAUGAGUUCAGCUUCCACCUGGAGAUCCGGGGGCCAUGUUUGCUGGCAGGUGUUGAGAGCCCCACACAUGAGAUCCGAGCAGAUGCCGACCCCUCUGCUCGCUCAGCAAAGAGCAUCGUCAUCACAUUGGCCAACAGGCACACGUUUGACAGACCCGUGGAGAUCCUCAUCCACCCAAGUGAGCCCCACAUGCCUCAUAUCCUAAUGGAGGAAGGCGAUAUGACGCCUGCAGAGUACGAACAGCACCUGAAAGGGAAGAAUGAUUUCAUUAAAGGCAUAAAGAAGGACCCCAGUGCUGAGAAAAAGAUGGAAAUCAUCCGGAAACGCCUGCACAAGGAUAUCCCCCACCACCCUGUCCUCAUGCUGAACUUCUGUCCCGAGCUCAGCGCGGCCCCAGCAGACCUGCAGAAAGCUGCUGGAGAGUUCAUCUUCCUGGUGGACUGCAGUGGGAGCAGCACGAGCAUCGGCCAUGCCAAGGACGCUCUGUUGGUGGCCCUCAAGAGCCUGAUGCCAGCCUGCCUCUUCAACAUCAUCACCUUCAGCUCCACCUUCAAGAUCCUAUUCCCAGCCAGCAGGACUUACUGUGAGGACAGCCUGGCCGUGGCCUGCGAGAGCAUCAGGAGGAUGCACGCUGACACAGGGAGCCCCAACAUCUUGUCUCCUCUCAAGUGGAUUAUCCGCCAGCCCAUCCGCAGGGGACACCCCCGCCUGCUCUUCCUGCUGUCUCACGGGGCAGUCGACAAUGCAGGGAUGGUGCUGGAGCUGCUGCGGAACCACUCCUGUUCCACCAGGUGCUACAGCUUCGGCAUUGGGCCCCGUGCCUGCAGGAGGUUGGUGCAGGGGGCAGCUGCUGUGUCCAGGGGCAUCGCUGAGUUCCUGGUGGAGGGUGAGAGACUGCAGCCUAAGCUGAUCAGGUCACUGAAGAAGGCGAUGGCUCCAGUGCUGAGUGAUGUGUCGGUGGAGUGGGUCUUCCCUGAAAGCACCGAGGUGUUGGUUUCCCCUCUCAGCUCCAGCUGCCUCUUCCCUGGGGACCGCCUGGUGGGCUACAGCAUCAUCUGUGACACCUCACUCUACACCUCCAAGCCCAGAGCCGACAAGAGGCGAAGAUACAGCACCAUGCGCUCCCAGGAGUCGGGCAGCUCCGUUUUCUUUCACUCCCAAGAAGAGGGGACUGGUGCUGAGAGCUGGAGCUACCCAGAGGGAUGCGGCACCCCGGAUCAGCUGGCAGCAGGCAGGGACCCCAGUGGAGAAUCAGACACGGAUGCCGAUGCGAAGGCAUCCUGCAGGAGACGUGCAUACAGUGCCAACCAAAUCUCUGACCGCCAGCCCCUCUACAAGGAGCCCACGGCCAGCGACCCGGGCAACUCGCUAUUGAGGAACCCACUGCGUAAAACCCAGCUGCAGGACCUGCAGCAGCUCAGCCCUGAGCUACAGCCUGUGCAUUUCCAGCCCUUCGCUGCCACCCCACGCAUCUCCACCACCCGGAUCUGCAGUGCAGGCACCCGCCGGCCCUCCCUGCUGCAGCAAAGCCUUGUAUCCUCCUGCCACUGCCCCACGUCCCCACCAGCAUCUGACGUGGCUGUGGGAUGGGGUUCAGGGCUACUCGAUGCCAGCCUGCAGUCCUCAUCCGACAGCCGGAGCCCUGGGGAGCCAGAGGCUGUCCAGCAUCCGUCCUUCACUUUUGAAACAGAGACCUCUUCAGACUAUGAGCCCCAGGACUGGGAUUCCGGUGCCACCCGGGGGUCCCCACGUUCCCCCCGCGCCUCCUGCAAGGCGGUGGUGAAGGGGCUGCGGGGUGGUGAGCCCAGGCAGUGGGAGAUCACCUUCGACCUCCCUGCACUCCUCCGAGAGCGGGACGGGCAGGAGGAGGGCGAGGAGGAUGUAUGGAGUGAGACCUUCCACCAGCUGGCAGCCAGGGCUGUCAUCAGGGACCUGGAGCUGCUCGCCGAGAGGGAGCGCGACAUCGAGCACGGGCCAGGGAGGAGAUACCAGCUCAAUGCCGUCCACACCAGCAAGUCCUGCAAUGUCAUCAGCAAAUACACUGCCUUCGUGCCGGUGGAGCUGAGCAGCGGCACCUACCUGCCCCCCAUCAUUGAGUACAGCCACACAGGGACACUGUCCAAGCAAGGUGGCCACAGGAACCUCAGCUCGGGGCGCAGGAGGUGUCGUGGCCUUUCCUCUGCACAACCCCUGUCACCGUGUGGCCAGAAUGGAGACGAUGGAUUUUAUGGCAUGGAUAUGGAUGAUCCCAGGCUGUCACCAUGCAGCACCCCACUGUCCUCCAGCUGGAAGCGUUGCCGCAUCCCUGAAGUGCCAUCCCAGAACCUGGCUGCUUCUUCUGCACGUUCCCCAAAAUCCAUUGAGAGCAUCUUUGCUGCAAGGCUGACCCUCCAGAAGACCAGGCUGCUGACUCGGGCUGCCAAAGGUUUCAUGAGCAAAUCUCCAAGCAGAGUGAGCGAAACCAGCUCUGAUAGAGACAGCGAAAGCACCGAUUACCUUCCAUUGGUCUCCCUGCAGCUGGCCUGUGGUGCCUUUCUCAUGAACAGUGCGUUCUGUGAGGCAGUCAGCAUCCCCAUGGAGAAGCUCCGCUGGACUUCACCCUUCUCCUGCCACCGCUUGGCACUCAGCCCCUCCAGCUCCUCCAGCACCAAGAAGCCAGAGCAGCGCGGAAACCCCACGAGCAGCCUGGUCCCCAACAGCAGCUCUGCAUGGGAUAGUGGUGGUGCCAUGGAGAGCAUCUCCAAAGCUCUGAGAGCUGGGAGUGAGCUCUCCCCUCCUUCCAUCACCAUCCGCCGCUCCCCAGCUGAGCAGUGGGAUGCCAGCAUCUCCGAGGCAGACAGCACUGAUAUCCAAAUGCUGCUGCUGGAUAUCGAGCUGCAGAAGCAGACAGAGCCCGAGGGGAUGCUGUGGGCCACAGCUGUAGCCCUGGCCUGGUUGGAGCACAGCUCAGCAUCCCACUUCACCGAGUGGGAGCUGGUGGCUGCCAAGGCCAGCUUGUGGUUGGGUGAGCAGGACUUCCCGCAGGGCUGCAGCCUGGCUGCUGUGAAAUCUGCAGCCCAGCAGCUCUUUGUCUUGCUCAGGCAUUGGGAUGAGAACCUGGAGUUCAACCUGCUGUGCUACAACCCCAGCAGUGUGUGAGGUGGGGCAGCAGGACAGGGUCUGUGUGGGCCAAACACAGCUCUUACCCCUUUAUUGCUGCCAGGACUCUGUGUUCUUCUCCCCCACCCCAAAAAUCCAUGUAUCCCCACAUCCUCAGCUACUCCUAUCUCAGCUAUCUUGUAGCAGAAUUGGGCAUCCCUCAGCAUUUCAUAAGGGAGAUCUGCUGUGAUGGACCAAGGUGCUGGGAGGAUGCUGCCUUGCCUUGAGCCCCAUGAACUGCCCCAGUUGCAAUUAUGGGGACCGUAAAUCGGGAAGGUGCUGAGCUCUGUAGCCCCAGGCUGCCUUUCUAGGAGCCCAUGCAGAACUCCUUCAGAUGGCAGCAUGCCUUAGGGGCUCCAUGGCAGAGCGGGUGGGCAGGGAGAGCAGCUCCCCAGGGAUCAAAUAGAGACACCCUGUGCCAAAACAGCUGGGGAGUUGAACUCCCUGCCAAAAUGCUGCAUCCCCUGUGUGCAGUGCUCUGAUGUUGUGCUGUCAGCUAAUGUAUUGUCCGUGUUGCUCCUUGUAGAGCUGUGGGGAGCAGAGAUUAGGCUGCAAGGGGACAUUUCCCAGCCUGAAGCAUCCUAAAGAUCCCACCUGGAAUUCUCCAGGGAUGUGGGCACGUCACGUUGCCUUUUCCUCCCUCAUUGUGCUUCAGGUUUCUGUGCUGUGUGUGUAUGUGUGUGCAGUCAGGGGUUCGUGAGCAUCAGUGUCACCAUGUGAGGUCUUUGUGAUGGGAUCAUUGGCACUGCUGUGUUGUCUGGGUAAAUCAGAGCCUGCCUUGUUUUGGGGUCACCCCACCUGUCUGCAGCGUGGUGCUGGCUGUGCAAAAUGGGGAGAAAAAACAGAAGAAGAACCAAAAAAACACCUUUUAACAUCCUCAUUUUGGCUCAGAGGGGAUGGAGAUGCGCCUGGAGCUUCCAUGGUGUGUGGAGAACUGAUGGUGUGGGGUUUUAGGAGCAGUUUAUAUGAGUGCCUUCUCGCAGGUGUUUCCCCACUGCCAUCCCUUUCUUUUUCUCUCUGCCCCACGGCUGCUCCCUUGGCUGAGCCACACGGAUGGCAAACACUCAUUUAUUCCCAUCCUCUCACCCUACUGCGUGCCAGUCAAGUGCCGUGCCUGCCUGCUGUUUCCUGGACUCAUUAGCCACCUCCAGCUGCCUAAUUGAGCUGCUGAUGAGGGCUGUGGGGUCUGCCUGGUGUGGGGACAGGUCCCCGUGGCUCUUGCUGGGUUCUUCUGGGGACUGGAUGUAGCGUGGCUGCUGGGAUGCUGUUGCCAGAGUGACCGUGAGUGCCUCAUUAGCAGAAAUGAGUUUGAAUACAGUCAUCAGCUGGAGCUUAAUAAAUGAGCCCUCCGUGCUGCGUGGGGAGAGAGCGGCUUCCCCCCUUUCCAGGGGGCAGCUGAGCUGGAUGUUGGGAUUUUGGGGUGAGAACCAACCCGAAUGGGGCAUCCCUGGCACCAAACUGCAGACCUACCCAGGGCCAGACCUGAAACCUCAUGUUCUCCAUAGAUGGGGCUCAUCAGCGGCGUAUGGGCGGGUUAUGAAACCCACCAACACCAUCCCCAUCGAGGGAUGCUUCUCAGGAGGGAUGUGGCCGCUCGGUGCCGUGGGCUCAGAGCUCCUAAAAUAGAGCCCGGGGCAGCUCUGGGUGUCGGAGGCAUCCGAGCUCAGUCAUGUGGAUGUUAUGCAAGAGUUGAUGAUAGGUUGUAAACAGCUAUUAGCGUGAUUGACGGAGCCGGGACCGAGUGUUGGGGGGGAGGAAAGGAGAGAUGAGUAAUAAUGAUUAAAAAUAAUUAGCAAAUCGAGAUGUUCCCUAAAUGAGGGAGAAGCUCUGCGAGGAUGGAGGAAGGGGAUGGGAAGGAAUUGUCACCCCAAGGGGUGAGGAUGGGGACGGAACAUGUGGGUCUUGGGAAUGGGAAUUUGGGGGGUUUGGGGGAUUUCUUCUCCUCUGCUCUGGACCCAUCUGAUUGUGAGGAGUAGAAGGGCACCAGGUGCCCUGAAUGAGCUCCGUUGUGUUGGUCUCUUGGAAACCCAAAGAGAACAGCUUAAAAGCUGACCUCAGUCUGGGGGGAAAAUGGAUGGAUUUGGGUCCAUUGAGCACCACUGGGUCCCAGCAUCCCCAAAACCAGAGCCUGAGCUCAGCCCUGAGUUAAUGAGGAGAAACGAGCAGAUUACGGGAAGACAGCUUCUAUUUAUACAUAAAUACUGCAGCAAUCAGCGGCGCGGGGCAAGGGAAAUCCAAUAGAAAGAUGCGACUGUCUAAGGAGCUUUUGGAGCCAAACGUUACACAAUCAGUUGCUUUUUCUUGGCUGUACCUUCAAAUCCCAGCAACUGAGAACAAGACGGUGGUUCCGAGGGGUUCUGCCCAUUGGGUCAUUGAAAUAUGGGAUCCAGAGACCCUGAACAUGGGACCCCUAUGGGUAUGGGAUGCACUUUGAACCCAAACUUAGAGGUUUUGGGAGCGGAGAGCUGGGGAACCGCCUGGCAGAGCCGCGUCCCCGCGUGCAUCCUAUAUAUAUAAAGAGCCAUAUGCACCCUGUGCUGUGUUUGUGCCGUGUGGGGCUGUCAGUGGGCGCUGACGGCCUGAAAAUAGCUGAGUCCGCCGACGCCUCGACCCACGGGAGAAAAGGGGCAAUGGGGAAGGGGGAUGGGGUGCCCCAUAGGGGUCGUGGGCUUCAAAGUGCUCCCCUGGGUCAGACACGUAUUCCUAAUGCCAUUCCUAUGGGUGUUUUUCCUAUGCUUACAGUGGUGGGGACAUCAGGGACAGCUGUGUGUUGGAUUUGAUGCAGGUGGUAUAAAGGUUCCCCACACCCCUUUCCAGCUGCUGUGGGGUCUGUUCUGAGGUUUGCAGGUUCAUUGGGAUUUGUUAUAUUAGGGGGCUCGUGUUUAUAGUGCUGUAACCCUUCCUGUUUAUUUCUAAUCCCUGGGUUAGGAUUCGGGCUGUGCACCUCUGGGGAGGUCCCGUUAAUUGUUUGAGUCAUUAAACCUCCUGAAUGCAGUGGGAUUGCAGUGCAGAUGAGCAAGAAAAGCCAAGCUGGAGCUCUGUGAGCUUCUCCUUCCUCCCUAACCCGUUGCAUUGGGGGAUUCGCAGCUGUGUUUUGGGUUAACCCUUUCCAAAGGGUGGAUCUUGGAGGGAGCUUCAGAUCCAUUAGGAAUUGUAUUUUGGGAAGUUUGGGGUUUGUUUUUUCCCAUGUACCUGUGCAGGAUCUGGGCUGCCAUCUCUAGUCCCCAUCCCUUGGGUUGGUUUGUGGAAUCAUUAAGGUUGGAAAAGAGCUCUAAGGUCACCAAGUCCAACUAUCGACCCAUCACCGCCAUGCCCACUAACCACGUCCCUACAUUUGGGGCCAUUGGUCCCUAAAUAUAGGGCCGUUUGUCCUUAGAUUUGGGGCUGAGGGUCAUCUCCUUCCCCACAGCAUAGUGAUAUUCACAGGCUCACAUUGACAUGAGGUCCUCAGUGCCCAUUGAGGGACACAGGGAUGCAGUGUAGAGUCAUGCAGUGCCCACCAUGCUGGAUCAGAGCCUGGAUCCCCCCAGCACCGUGACUCACUGCCUGGUAUUUAAGGUGUUGCAUGACAUGUUGGGCUUCUAUUUCUUUCUUUCUUUCUAAAUUUCACCUGUGUGUUGGUUGUUUCUGCUUUGUUUUGUCAUCCCCCCAAUUGGGAGCUGGUGCUUCAACCCAUUGGAAGGGGCAAAACCAUCUCCCACCCCAGAACUCAUCAGCAAUGCUCAGAUGGGGUGAGUUAGAUGGCCCUGAACCCACAAAUGUGGGGCUGUAUGUGUGUCCACCCCCCAGAAUAAGAAACCCUCCCCCAUAUCUCCAAAUAUGGAGCCACAGGUUGGAGCUGAUCAUGGUUUUGGUGCUGCAUUCGGGUCCCUUGGUGAAAAAUGAUGGUCUUUUUGUUUUUGGUGCGGUGCCUCCCACGUGUGAUUGUAAGGCAACAGUUCGACACCUCGAGCAAUGUAUGAAUUAAGAUGUCUGA